UCAUGCAGGUGGGCGAUAUGAAGCUCAAGAAUUUCGCUCUGGCUGCCUCUUCUAUCAGCUGAUACUUUUGACAAAACACUUGGCUUCUCCACUCCCCCUCUUGGCAGCUCCUGGGCUGGAGUCUGCAGAGCUGCCUCAGACAGUGCUGUGCUCUGCCUUGCAGCGACUGCAUCAUCGCCUUCUGCUUGGGCUUUAUCCCCCAACGGGGCUCAGAAGGCUCCCCAAUGGCAGACUCGCUGCUAAACCACUCCUGGCCGUCGUUCUCAAAGCGCUGGAUGAAGAGAUGGUCCUUUAAGCGAGGGUCAGACUGCAAGCCGUGCUCACGGGAGUUCGCUGCCAGCAGCAUCCCCACGUCAGACUGCAGCAGCCCAGACACCUUCUCCCCAUCCCUGAUUGCCGAGGAUGAAGUCUUCUUCACCAGCAUGGCAGAGGAAAAGGAAGACUCCUCGUCUCUGGAGCCGGAUGCCCUGAUGGGUGAUGUGCACAGCAGCACUGAGGAUCUCCUCUCCAUAGACUUCGCUCUCCACGGCUCGGAGUAUUACAGAGACCUGGGGCUGCCAAACCUGCCAGAGGCCGGCGUGACUCCAGCAAUGGCAAUGCUGCCAGAACAGACAGGCCAGGUGGCGCCCAGCUCUCCUGUACCGGAAGAGAAGCCUGGAGGCUUGGGGCGAACGCUUGUGGGCAUUGCCUACCCCGAUCCCAUCUCCGGCUCAGUGCAGAACAGGGAGACCAGCUGCCAUUUCCUGAACAGUGACUCUGCUCGCUCCUGUGCGGCAGGGCCCCAGGACAGCCCCCCUGUGGGGGGGUGCCUGGCAGAGCAGGGUAAAGGACUGGAGCUGCAUGAGGAUGAGCAGUCCUUCCCCGCACUAAUGAGAUCCAUGUCCACCUCACGGAGGCACAGCUGGGAAAGCCCCGUGUCCCCUACAGAGAGCGAGCGCAGGCUAAGCCUGGAUGCCUCUGAGAUGGCCAGUGACCUGGAGCAAGAAGAGCUCGAAAGGAGCCUGCCCUGCCUGGCUCCCCGUGUGUCCCUGGAGCUGCCCACAGCUGGGGUGGAGGCCUGGGCAGGCGGUGGCAGCACUCUGAUUAAAGUGGAGAUAGAGCCCCUGCACCUGAACUUCGCCAUCGUGCCCGAUCACGAGGACACAGAAUAUGGCUGCAAUGGGAAGAGACUGAGGACAAAGUCCGUCCCUUCCACCUGCAACAAGGUUUCCUCUCCUCAAAUCUCUCACAACCUGGAGGUGUCGCUCCCAGUUGCCAAAGGUAUUGAACCGCCUGCGCUGGAGACGAUUGAAAAGGACCAUGUGGCCCCAGACCAUGUGCUGAUCGUCCAGCAGGUGCUGCAGGAGCUGAAACAGUUUCACGGGGUGAAGCAAGGGGCCUGCACAGCCGAGGGCAGCAACGAAUCCCAGCAGAACCUCACCUGGUUCGAGUUCCUGUCUCAUGAGGCUGAUGACAAUGGGAAGAGUGACAAGAUUGAGAGAGGCACCAAGGUGAAACGCCGGCUGAGUUCCCUGCGGAGCCGUGUCACUGGGUCCUGGCAGAAGGAUAAGGGUAAGAACAAAGACCAACCAAAAGAGAGAGAAAAGAGCCAAAAGUGGAAAAGGGUCAAUGGGCACCAGCUGGCGCCAGGGACGUUCUCCAGCUCCACCAGCUGUUCACUGUGCGCCAAACCUCUGGUGAAUAAAAAUGGUCUGCAGUGCCUGAAUCCUGGCUUCCCACAGGCUUUGUAGGCCAACCUCCUCAGUUCCUGAAGGGACCAUUCGAAAGAAAUGCUGAAGACCCUCACAGAAUGACCAGAACCCCUCAC
Molecule: messenger RNA, 1807 nt
Organism: Mauremys reevesii (Reeves's turtle)
Lineage: Eukaryota; Metazoa; Chordata; Testudines; Geoemydidae
Product: rho guanine nucleotide exchange factor 18-like
Exons: 11
Coding region: 225-1730 (501 amino acids)
Source: RefSeq, a predicted model, not a curated record